Priapulus caudatus is the source of this 1494-nucleotide messenger RNA. Its product is annotated as cytochrome c1, heme protein, mitochondrial-like. Gene Ontology annotation, biological process: mitochondrial electron transport, ubiquinol to cytochrome c. The record is from RefSeq and is a predicted model, not a curated record. The coding region runs from base 21 to 953 and encodes 310 amino acids. The transcript has 8 exons. NCBI's taxonomy places the organism in Eukaryota, Metazoa, Priapulida, Priapulimorpha, Priapulimorphida, Priapulidae. Gene Ontology annotation, molecular function: heme binding; electron transfer activity.
UAAGGUUACCAACAGGCAACAUGGCGGCGGCCCUAGUUAGAAGAACUACUGCCACCAGUCUUUUAAGAAUUCAUCCGGCAUUAUUACCACAACAGGGCAACCUUUCAAGUUACAGCAGUUACUCAUGGGGAAAGAAGAUUGUUCUUGGCACAACAGGUCUAUUAACUGCUGGUGGAUUAGGUCUAGUUGCUGCACUAAACCAUUCUGUAAAAGCAACAGACCUAAUUCUUCAUCCUGCCAAACUGCCAUGGAGCCAUAAAGGAUGGUUUAGCUCUAUAGAUCAUGCCAGCAUCCGACGAGGUUAUGAAGUCUACAAGCAGGUGUGUGCCGCCUGUCACAGUAUGAAGUACAUCGCUUACCGUAAUCUGGUGGACGUAUGCCACACAGAAGCUGAGGCAAAGGCAGAAGCCGAAGAGCAAUUCAUCGAGGAUGGACCGAACGACCAGGGGGAAAUGUUCAAGAGACCCGGCAAGCUGUCCGACUACCUGCCCAAUCCCUAUGCUAACGACGAAGCUGCCCGCUCUGCCAACAAUGGUGCUCUGCCACCGGAUCUCAGCUUCAUGGCCAAUGCACGGCAUGGCGGGGAGGACUAUAUCUUUGCUCUCAUGACUGGAUAUUGCGACCCUCCUGCCGGGACUGAACUAGCUGAGGGCCAGCAUUAUAAUCCCUAUUUCCCAGGAGGUGCCAUCGGAAUGGCCCAGUCAUUAUACAACGAAGUCAUUGAAUAUGAAGAUGGAACACCAGCAUAUGCAAGUCAGCUCGCAAAGGAUGUAUCUACAUUCCUAAGAUGGGCUACUGAACCAGAGCACGACCAGCGUAAGAGAAUGUUGCUGAAGGUUAUGGUCUUCUUCUCGAUCGUCACGCCGAUUCUCUACUACUACAAGCGACACAAGUGGGUGCUGGUGAAGAGCAGGAAGCUGGCGUUCAAGCCGCGCUCGCCGCCACCAUCGUAACCGCGUGCGCGGUGUAGGUCAUUCAUCCCCCCCGUCAAUGUGUGUGCGUGUACAGAGGCAGCAAGUGCUUGAUUAGUGACGUCCUGGCCCGGGUUGGCGAAUGCGAGUGUGUUUUAGUCUGCGGCCGCUGUUCAGCGCUGCACUUUCUCCUGCCAGCGUGCAAUGAUUAAGGUUGCUACGUGCGGUGAAAGGGAACGUAUCGGCGAGCGCUCAAGUGUUUGUCGGUUACCUGUGUGCAACCGAAUAUUCAGAAUCGGCAGCGUCGUAUUUUAUUUCGACAUGCGUGCAUUUACGUUACCAGGUCAGUGAUACACUGGUAAUUAUCCCACAUACUUCGAUAGUGAAUUUUGCAUACUUAAAAUAGGUAACGUCGCUGCACUUGUUAGAAGCUGGCUCUGUUAUGUUGUUGUAUUCGUUAUUGGAAGAACCAGUAACCGUAAGUUUAAGUUAGACCAUUAAAAGUACUAUUCGGUACUUUCUGAAAUAAAGUUAUAAUAAUUAACUACAAUAAAAGCAUAGUCCAAAGUGGACAUGAAAAAUA